UAGCUGCACUGUGGAGGACCGCACUCGUCUUCUUUUUGGCUGCGAGAGGCCCGGCCGCCGUGGCUGAGCUGGAAGAAAGAUGGCGGCCGCCGUGCGACAGGAUUUGGCCCAGCUCAUGAAUUCAAGCGGCUCUCAUAAAGAUCUGGCGGGCAAGUAUCGUCAGAUUCUGGAAAAAGCCAUUCAGCUAACUGGUGCAGAACAACUAGAAGCUCUGAAAGCUUUUGUGGAAGCAAUGGUAAAUGAGAAUGUCAGUCUUGUAAUCUCAAGACAGUUGCUGACUGAUUUCUGCACACAUCUCCCUAACCUGCCUGAUAGCACAGCCAAAGAAAUCUAUCAUUUCACCUUGGAAAAGAUCCAGCCUAGAGUCAUUUCAUUUGAGGAGCAGGUUGCUUCCAUAAGACAGCAUCUUGCAUCUAUAUAUGAGAAAGAAGAAGACUGGAGAAAUGCAGCCCAAGUGUUGGUGGGAAUUCCUUUGGAAACAGGACAAAAACAGUACAAUGUAGAUUAUAAACUGGAGACUUACCUGAAGAUUGCUAGGCUCUAUCUGGAGGAUGAUGAUCCUGUCCAGGCUGAGGCUUACAUAAAUCGGGCAUCAUUGCUUCAGAAUGAAUCAACUAAUGAACAGUUACAGAUACAUUAUAAGGUAUGCUAUGCACGUGUUCUUGAUUAUAGAAGAAAAUUCAUUGAAGCUGCACAGAGAUACAAUGAGCUUUCUUACAAGACAAUAGUCCAUGAAAGUGAAAGACUAGAGGCCUUAAAACAUGCUUUGCACUGUACCAUCUUAGCAUCAGCAGGACAGCAGCGUUCUCGAAUGUUGGCUACUCUUUUUAAAGAUGAAAGGUGCCAGCAACUUGCUGCAUAUGGGAUCCUAGAGAAAAUGUACCUAGAUAGGAUCAUCAGAGGAAAUCAACUGCAAGAAUUUGCUGCCAUGCUGAUGCCUCACCAAAAAGCAACUACAGCUGAUGGUUCCAGCAUCUUGGACAGAGCUGUUAUUGAACACAAUUUGUUGUCUGCAAGCAAAUUAUAUAAUAAUAUUACCUUUGAAGAACUUGGAGCUCUUUUAGAGAUCCCUGCAGCUAAGGCAGAAAAGAUAGCAUCUCAAAUGAUAACAGAAGGACGUAUGAAUGGAUUUAUUGACCAGAUUGAUGGAAUAGUUCAUUUUGAAACACGAGAAGCCCUGCCAACAUGGGACAAGCAGAUCCAAUCACUUUGUUUCCAAGUGAAUAACCUUUUGGAGAAAAUUAGUCAAACAGCCCCAGAAUGGACAGCACAAGCCAUGGAAGCCCAGAUGGCUCAGUGAACCCUUACAGAACUUCUGUACACACUACAUCUUUUUCAUGUUGUGCAGAUUGAUUUCACUUUCCCUCCAAAGCAUUUGCAUCAUGACCUUAUACAUUUCAACCCCUUUUAUGCUGGAUUCCACUUAAAGAAGACAUUAGAGCAGGAAGUACAAGCAUUUAAAAAUAUGUAGUUCCCAUAUAUUCAGGGUCCAUGUAUUGAGCUAAUUCAGAUGUUUUGGAAGCUUUUUCUUUAAACAAAGGUAAAAAUAUAUGGCUAAAAAGUUUGGGAUUUGUGAUAACUUUGUAGUCAUGUAAACUUAAGUGCUUUGUGCCUCUCCAAAUGUGGUUAUUCUAAUAAAUGGAGAAAUGAGCCAAAUAAAAGUAGUUCU
Molecule: messenger RNA, 1669 nt
Organism: Sciurus carolinensis (gray squirrel)
Lineage: Eukaryota; Metazoa; Chordata; Mammalia; Rodentia; Sciuridae
Gene: Cops4
Product: COP9 signalosome subunit 4
Exons: 10
Coding region: 80-1300 (406 amino acids)
Cellular component (GO): COP9 signalosome; cytosol
Source: RefSeq, a predicted model, not a curated record